AUGGGAAUUAUUCUUGCUAAACUGUGGCGCAAGCUUACCAAUAAAGAGGAUGUAAAAAUUGUGCUCGUUGGGCUGGAUAAUGCGGGAAAGACUACCGUCUUAUAUAAAUUGUUAUUGAAUGAGGUAGUCGUUACAACACCUACUAUAGGAAGUAAUGAUCUCGGAGGUCAAGACUCGUUACGUGCAACAUGGAAAACAUAUUAUAUAAAAACAAAAGCUGUUAUCAUGGUUAUUGAUAGUACAGAUAGGGAUCGAUUACAUAUAUCUAGGGCAGAAUUACAUACAAUGAUGGAGGAUGAGGUAUAUUCACAAAAUUAUUUCUACAUGAAAGGUGCAUUAACAGCUGCACAAAUUUCCGAGGCAUUGAAUUUGACAAGCUUGCGGGAUAGACAAUGGCAUAUACAGGCUUGUUGUGCAUUAACUGGUGAAGGUCAGAAGCCUUAUUUUGUCAAUCAGGCAACCGGAAUUACACAAUGGGAUCCACCUCCACUAAAUCAACCGCAAUAUAGUCCACCUUCACAACCACCACCUCCAAAUCAACAAUACUAUAGACGUAAAAAGGCAUUGUUGAUUGGAAUUAAUUAUUUUAAUACUAAAGCUGAGUUGAAAGGUUGUAUUAAUGACGUUCAUAACGUAAAAAGGUUCUUGAUUGAAUUGUAUGGAUUCAGAGAAACCGACAUGUUAAUCUUAACAGACGAACAGAGUGAUCCGACAAGGGUUCCUGUUAGAGGAAAUAUUAUAGCAGCAAUGAAAUGGCUUGUACUGGAUGCCAGACCAAACGAUUCUGGACAUGGUGGUCAAGAAAUGCAUGAUAUAAUGGUGAGACCACUUUUACCCGGCGUAAGGUUAACUGCUAUUUUUGAUUCGUGCCAUUCGGGGACUGCUCUCGAUUUGCCAUACAUAUAUUCUACGCAUGGUGUAGUUAAAGAACAUAGUGUUAUUGCUGAUGGAGGCAGUGCUAUUAUGAGUGCUGGAAUGUCAUACUUGCGAGGUGAUAUUAAUGGUAUAAAAACAACUUUGAUGUCAUUUGGAAAGAAAGCGAUGUCUGGAAACAAGGUAGCAGAGAAAAAUAAAAUAAACAAAUCAAGUCCGGCAGAUGUUAUUAUGUUUAGUGGGUGUAAGGACUCUCAGACAUCUGCGGAUGCUAACGAAGCUGGGCAAAAUACCGGAGCCAUGUCAUACGCAUUUAUUACAGCGUUGAGGGCUAAUAGGUACCAAACAUAUCAACAACUUUUGAAUAGUAUCAGAGAUAUUCUUUCGCAAAAAUAUACACAAAAGCCACAACUUAGCACGUCUCAUGAAAUGGAUAUGAAUACAUUGUUUAUUAUGUAA
This is a messenger RNA of Scutellospora calospora, 1332 nucleotides long. The record is from the annotation of a GenBank genome assembly. NCBI's taxonomy places the organism in Eukaryota, Fungi, Glomeromycota, Glomeromycetes, Diversisporales, Gigasporaceae.